Molecule: messenger RNA, 1769 nt
Organism: Linepithema humile (Argentine ant)
Lineage: Eukaryota; Metazoa; Arthropoda; Insecta; Hymenoptera; Formicidae
Gene: Fer3HCH
Product: ferritin-1 heavy chain
Biological process (GO): intracellular iron ion homeostasis; iron ion transport
Cellular component (GO): cytoplasm
Molecular function (GO): ferrous iron binding; ferric iron binding
Source: RefSeq, a predicted model, not a curated record
GCAAUUGCAUAAGCGUGUACCGUCGCGGUGACUAUCCUGCUCGCGUUACGUCGAUUGUAGAAUGUUUUGAAAGCUCCGUGGACUUACGACAUACAGCGCAACCGUGCUCGUGCAUUAUCCUUGCAACGCAAACGUACGGACGUGCUAGCUGCCGAUCGUAGUCUGGCAUCGAUAGUCGACGAAAACGGAGUAUCCCUUCUUAUAGUCCCGACGCGGAGUCAUUUAUAAUCAUGAGUCUGGUGCGACAAAACUUUCACGAGGAAUGCGAGGACGCGCUCAACAAGCAAAUCAAUCUGGAAUUGUACGCCAGUUACGUCUACUUGUCUAUGGCAUACUACUUUGACAGAAGCGACGUCGCGUUAUCAGGUCUCUACAAGUAUUUCAUGAAAGCUUCAGACGAAGAACGUGGUCACGCAAUGAAGCUGUUGACUUAUCAGAACAAGAGAGGUGGUGAUAUUGUGCUGACAGACAUCCAGGCACCAACGAGAAGGAACUGGAACAAUGCGAAGGAUGCUAUGACAGAAGCUCUGCAGCUUGAGAAGAAAGUGAAUCAGAACCUACUCGAGUUACAUGGAAUCGCUUCAACGCACAACGAUGCAAAUUUCAUGGAUUAUCUGGAAAAUGAAUUUUUACAAGAGCAAGUGGACGCAAUAAAAGAAAUCGCUGAUCAUGUAACGAAUUUGGAGAGAGUCGGGGAAGGUCUGGGCGUUUUUAUUUUUGACAAGGAGUUGAACGAGUUGAACGAUUGAGACUGAAUAAUCGCGUAUAAAGUCUGCCAAAAUUAACUAGAAUUUUAGACAAAUAUACUGCAAAGAAGCUGUGUUAUUCAUGUCACAUUAAAAAACGUAUAUAAUAAAUAAAUAAAUAAAUAAUGAAGAAAUAUUAUAGAUGUUAGGCGUAUUGUUGCUCGUCUUAGCGUUCCGAUUUUUGAAAAAACACACAGCUAAUGUGAUUUUAUUCAGAUAAAAUUCUUGAUACUCGUGUCAAUUGACUUUAUUAGAUAAUUAAUAAUGUAGCAGCUAAUUUUUUAAAAUAUGUCAUAUUUCUAGACUCUACGAAUUGUAACUGCACAUUAUUGUAAAUCAAACAAUAAUAAUUGAAAAUAUCAUUACGGUUACACAAUGUGAUAUUUUCCUACAUCUAAUCCUUAUAAAAUAUCCACUGUAUGUUAUAAUUAUUGUACAGAAUAUUCUAAGAAAUAUUACUUACUGUUCAAAAUUAGGCGAAGAGCAUUAGGAGAGAUAAGCACGUUUAUAAUUGCCGCGCUCGGUGAGCCGACGCUACUGGCGUCCAAUCGCAGGCAAUCGCUUAGCGGUCAGCGGAAAAUGGCUCGCAAUAACAAGUUUGUCGCACAAACCGGAAAUUAUCGCUGGAAAUUCGUUAACUUCUCUCAAACUUCUGGAUCUUUCUAAAAGAGCAAGCUAAAAUAAAAGCAGCGCCUAGAAGAAGCGAGCCGCACUUUACAGAAAGUCUUGGACGCGAUCACAUUACAGCUACCAUUAGAAUUCUUAAUUAACGCGGCGAUUUUGUAUUAAAAAAGUUGUGUGCUCGCUUGUAUGUUUCGCCUCUCCGUAGUUCACGGAAUGCAAAUUCUCGUCGCAGCCUUCGCGAUCCGCUGCUCGCGGAAAAGUGCAGUUGCGGUUCGAGAAAUCGAACGCUCGCCGUUCGACAAUCCGUUGCUCGCAGAGUCAAAAACUCUGGAAAUGUUGUAAGUAGCUGUGAAUAACUGUACAUGUUUCGUGAUCGUGUUUAUUAAAGAUUGUGCCGUU